AUGGAUGGCGAAGACGAGCCGUUGUACUUGCCCGUUCACCGCGUCGCUCAAGCAUGUGUCGCGUGUCGGUAUGCUGGCCCCGACGUUCCUGAAUUCCAGUUCUGCACCAGACUAACCACGCCCUCAGGCGUAAAAAAGUCCGAUGCAACGGGAGCAGACCUGCCUGCACGCAAUGUCGCCGAUCUAGACAGGUGCGUCUACGCAGGCGCAUUGAACGGUCACAAGCAGAAUGCGGCCGGCGAGGGAGAGGAACCCUCCAGAGAGUCUGCGCCUAGCACAAACGAUGCCAUUAUGCAACGGCUGGCAUCGAUUGAGUCUACAAUGCAAAGCUUCGCCGCUCAUCUGGAAAGAAUCUCCAGCGGCUCGAUAAGCUCAACGGUACCCGGGACGAGGAUGACAGUGCCCUCUGAGGAAGGGCCACCACCCAAGAAGAAGCGCUUGUUAGAUGCAGAUUUCGAAGCAACAUCGCCAACACCCGAGGGAUAUCAUGUCCCUGACGACGUUUUGAUGCCUAUUAUCGAUACAUACUUCACUUGUGUCCAGAACCAACCAUAUUCGUUUUUCCAUGAAGGAAAUUUUCGCCAAGGUCUCGCCAAAAACGAUCUCCCCGAUCACCUCGUACUAGCAGUCGUCGCUAGUGCUAUGCGCUUCUGCAUCCAUCCAGCGCUGCCUGCUGAUAGCCACGAGUUGGCCGUCAGCUACGCUAACAAGUCGUGGAAGUCCGUGGUAUCCAACUGUUUCGGCCUAAGCACAACGGCCAACCUCUCCAUUGUACAGACUAUCGCUCUACUGGCACUGUUUGACUUUACAGCGGGCAAGUCGCGACACGGAGCCGCAUGGGUGAAGAUCGGCAUGGCCGUUCGAAUCGCACAGGACCUCGGGCUUAUGCUUGAAUCAUCGCCCGAACUCUCAUAUGCGGAACAAGAAGAGCGCCGGAGGGUGUUCUGGUCGGUCUACCUCUUGGAUCGACUUGUGUCUUGUGGCCGUGGCCGACCUCCUGCAAUAGUCGAUGCUUGCUGUCAAUUACAAUUACCUUGUGACGAGCAAACAUGGAGAGAUGGCAUGUGGCAGCCGACUUUGACACUAGAUGAGCUUGCGAAUCGCACAUCGCGAAGUGUCCAACAUCCAGGGCUGUUCGCUCGUGUCAUUAUCAUGGCGUAUACAGUCGGCCGUGCCGCACAGUACAUGCUGCAGGAGUUCAAUAUUCGGAGCCGCUACUCACCAUGGGACCCAUCGUCCGACUUCGCUGCUAUUGAAGCAGACUUGUUACAUCUAGAAUGCCACCUCGAAAUUGACAAACCACUGGUGGAAACACUACCUCUCUAUUUCGCCUCAGCAGAACAAGCGGACUAUCAGAGCACGGGGCCGGCCAUCUUCUCCAGGCUGCUAUUCCACUUGUGUUACUGCAUGCUCACUCAUCCGUUUCUGCUUCGACGACGACUAGAAACAGGGAGGAUCACGGCUCCCACAAGCUUCCUAGCUCGCAUCGGCUACUGCAUGCUGAUUGCUGGGUCCAUUGCAAUCCUGUACGCCGACCAUGAGGAGGCUGCAGUGAGCUCCAAAGCUUCGAUGUUGUUGCAGGAGGCAAUCCUUUACCUGCAAGACGCGGGCCGCUACUGGCGCAAUGUAGCGACAAUGGCAACGAUUCUGCAGCAAACAGCUGAGAACACAGUUGCAUAUAGUCAGCUCGCCACCCAGCGCUCGCAAAUCGCUCCCCUGUCGCCGGAGUGUGACAAGAUCAUGUGGUCGCUGGUGGACUACAGCACGAUCUCUAAUGAGAAACCUGCGAGUUGGGCGAGCAAUACGACUCCGAGCACUGAUUUGUGGUUUGAGUCAUGGAUCGACCUCUUUGGCAUGCAGAACAAUUCAGGGGAUUUUGGCAUGGAGCGAGGUGUUCUAGACUUCUCCACUAGGCCCCUGGGGGACAAUGUCACUGAUAUAUGA
Messenger RNA from Cyphellophora attinorum, 1944 nucleotides. Its product is annotated as putative transcriptional regulatory protein. NCBI's taxonomy places the organism in Eukaryota, Fungi, Ascomycota, Eurotiomycetes, Chaetothyriales, Cyphellophoraceae. Gene Ontology annotation, cellular component: nucleus. The coding region runs from base 1 to 1944 and encodes 647 amino acids. Gene Ontology annotation, molecular function: zinc ion binding; DNA binding. Gene Ontology annotation, biological process: DNA-templated transcription. The transcript is spliced from 7 exons. The record is from RefSeq and is a predicted model, not a curated record.